Hippocampus zosterae (dwarf seahorse) is the source of this 4563-nucleotide messenger RNA. Its product is annotated as discoidin domain-containing receptor 2-like. The coding region runs from base 1383 to 4052 and encodes 889 amino acids. Gene Ontology annotation, cellular component: signaling receptor complex. Gene Ontology annotation, molecular function: collagen binding; ATP binding; protein tyrosine kinase collagen receptor activity. Gene Ontology annotation, biological process: cell surface receptor protein tyrosine kinase signaling pathway; multicellular organism development; positive regulation of kinase activity. The record is from RefSeq and is a predicted model, not a curated record. Lineage: Eukaryota; Metazoa; Chordata; Actinopteri; Syngnathiformes; Syngnathidae. The transcript is spliced from 16 exons.
AAAAGGUCUUUUUUCAAACUUGAGUCUCGAAAAAGAGGGGGGCGUCUUAUAAUCAGGGCCAUCUUAUAUUCGGGCCAAUACGGUAUUACAGUGAUUCUUUCAUGUACCGUUUGAGCAAGUGGUACUUUUUUUGCAUUUUGCAUUUUGAGAAGCACUGCACGAUACUGGCGCACUCACACGCACACCACUGAAAUCCUUGUACACAUCUACACGGAAAUCCAUUCAAAUGAUAGCUACCGUCGACCGAGAUGUGUGUUUUAGUCGUGUGAGAAAUAUGUCAGGAAUGAGUAUGAGAGCCUUUGAAAAUGUUUGCGUCCGAGGUACUCCUGACUUCUGUUCGUGACGGCCCCAUAGAAGGAUGCCAGCCAAGAAUUCCCAAGUGCGCAAACUUGAUGUAGCACUGAUCUAAGACUGCAGAUUGGCUAUGGGACGUGUGAAAAAUCAGCCAUUGCCUUGGCCGCGGGCAGCUCGCCAGUGGCGUAACUGCUGACACUUGAUAGUGAGAGUGGGUGGACCCUCAGGAGCUGACUCCUACUUUCAUUUGAUGUUAAAACAAAGCCACCUCCUCACACCAGUGAUGUUUCUCUUUGGCCACAACAGCGGAGCGGCUCUUCGCUUUCGCUGUUCCGGUUCAGAGGAUAACCCCGAGUCAAAUCAUCCACUCACUAUUGCACUUUAGAGCAUUAGAGCAACAUUUUUUCUUUUGAAGUGAAAGAUCUCAAAAUAAUAUAUGGAGAUGGAUUUGCUCAAAAUGUUCCACAUUAGGCUCCAAAGAGGAUACAGUAUAUCCUCUUAGUUGACUGAUUUUUCUUUUUGCUGGUAUGACGGAAACUUUUGAGAGUAAUGCUGUAUUAGCAGGGCAAUCAUGGAAAUAUGACAAAUGGGAGAAACAUGGAAUUUAUGCUCAUUGGCACGCGGUGGCAGCGUGUUAAAAAAAUAAAUGACAGCGAGAAAGCGUUCCAUCGCAUAUUAAAUAUACAUGAGGGUGAAACUGAAGCAAUAUCAACAGUUGUGCCCUUUCACUCCAGUUUGUUACAGACUCUUCAUUGAACUGAACGUGCAUGUGUUUUGGGAUGUGGGAGGGAUCCGAAUCCGAGACUCAGCAGACCCACUUCUCUGCCUCUACAGAUCAUAAUUUCAACCGUUUGUGAAUCAGGUGGAAUUCUGGGAGGUUGACCUCCCCCUCAAAACCCCAAAGUGUGUUAUUUUCUCUGUUUCUUUCCACCAGCCUUCGUUUCCUCUCCCUCUCUCUCUCUUUCUCACUUAUUUCUACUCCCAUAAAGUCAAGAACAGUCCAGAUGAGGACUAUUUGCCGAGACUGAUGGCUUCCUAGCAGCAAAGGCAAACACAAGUGUGCAGCCGCCCGGGGAGCGACAAAAGUCAUGGCGGUGAAAGAGAAUGCACGCCGUGUUGUCUUCAUCCUGCUUGCUGCCGCCAUACAUUGUCAAGUUAACCCAGAAAUGUGUCGCUAUCCUCUUGGUAUGACCGGUGGGCAGAUUCAGGAUGAGGACAUUUCCGCUUCCAGUCAGUGGUCUGAGUCAACUGCUGCAAAAUUCGGGAGACUUGAUUUUGACAACGGGGACGGAGAUGGCGCCUGGUGCCCCGACGUUUUAUCCGAAUCUGACGGCCAUAAAGAAUAUCUGCAGGUGGACCUACGAUCGCUGCAUUUCAUUACGUUGGUGGGCACACAAGGACGCCAUGCUGACGGCAUGGGGAAUGAAUUUGCCCAGCGAUACAGGAUCAACUACAGCCGUGAUGGCAGCAAAUGGGUGGGCUGGAGUAAUCGGAAAGGCCAUCAGGUCAUUGAGGGAAACAGGAACGCAUACGAUGUGGUGCUGAAGGAUCUGGAGCCUCCUAUUAUCGCUCAAUAUGUGCGCUUCAUGCCAGUGACUGACCACUCUUUGAUUGUGUGCAUGAGAGUUGAGCUCUACGGCUGUGAAUGGCUUGAUGGUCUGAUGUCUUACAGCAUCCCAGUGGGGCACCAAAUCGUCCAUCGAGGACUAGAUGUCUACUUGAAUGACUCUGUGUAUGACGGAGUAUCAGCUGAGAAAAUGACAAAGGGUCUGGGCCAGCUGACCGAUGGAACUUGGGGUCUGGAUGAUUUUCUCCAGAGUCGCAUGUAUGGUAUGUGGCCGGGGUACGACUACGUGGGAUGGAGCAACCGCAGCUCCCCCAAAGGUUACGUGGAAAUGACUUUUGAGUUCGACCACAUCCGAAAUUUCACCUCAGUGAAGGUUCACUGUAACAAUAUGUUCAGUCGAGGGGUCCGGAUGUUCAGGCAGGCCACUUGUUAUUUCCGGUCGGGCUCAAACUGGGAAUCCGACCCGGUGACCUUCAGGCCACCUGUCGACUCCGUGAGCCAAAGAGCCCGUUUUGUCACCGUGCCCCUCGGGGACCGUACCGCCAUCGCCAUCAAAUGCCGCUUUCACUUCAAUGACCUCUGGAUGCUGUUCAGCGAAGUCGCCUUCCAAUCAGGUGCAUUCAGUGUUUCUCUCCUUUCGUAUUUUCCCAAUAUUUAUCUUUAUCUUCUCCCUUGUUUUUCCCCACUGUCAGGCUCAGCGGUGUACAACACAUCUUUGACUCCUCGAAAACAUGGACACCCAACAAACGGGCUGCCAGGGGAUGAUCCAACUCACAAGGUGGAUGACAGCAAUACAAGGAUCCUGAUUGGCUGCUUGGUGGCUAUUAUCGCUAUCCUUUUGACCAUCAUAGUUAUCAUCUUGUGGCGGCAGGUGUGGCAAAAAAUGCUUGAAAAGGCAUCACGGCGGAUUCUGGAUGAGGAACUCACAGCCCGUCUCGCGCUUCAGACUCGGGCCUUUUCCUUCCAGCGCUCCUCUCUCUCCUCUUCUCUCUCCACCUCCAACUCCACCUAUGAGAGGAUCUUCCCCCUUUGCGCCGACUACCAGGAGCCAUCCCGCCUCAUCCGGAGACUACCCGAGUUUGCACAUUUCCCAGAACACCUGGGACCGAGCAGCUCCUACAGGACUCUUGCAACCGGUGGUUCGGAUGCCGCCCCCCACUAUGCAGAGGCCGACAUCAUCAGCCUGCAGGGCUCCGACAGCAACGGCCACUCCGUCACAGCUGUCAACCUCAAUAUCUUGGCUGGCGCAGAUCCAUCCAUGAGAGAGUUUCCCAGAGACAAACUCACGUUCAAAGAGAAACUGGGAGAGGGACAGUUUGGAGAGGUGCACUUGUGUGAAGCAGAAGGCAUGCAGGCCUUUUUAGAUGACGACUCAUCUGGAGAAGGGACGAACCGAACACCCUUACUAGUAGCUGUUAAAACACUGCGAGAAGAUGCCAACAAGAAUGCAAGGAAGGAUUUCCUGGAGGAGAUCCGAAUCAUGUCUCGCCUGAUGGACCCCAACAUUGUCCGUCUGCUGGCUGUCUGCGUGGACACAGACCCUCUUUGUAUGAUUACGGAGUACAUGGAGAAUGGAGACCUCAAUCAGUUCCUCUGCCAUCUCAGACUAAAGGAGGUGGAUGAUGAGGACUGUGAAGCGGGACAGGAGGAGAAAGAAGACAGGAAGAUGGUCAGCUACAGCAAACUGAUAGACAUGGCCGUGCAGAUAGCCUCCGGUAUGAAGUACUUGAACUCUCUCAACUUCGUCCAUCGUGACCUGGCCACACGGAACUGUUUGGUUGGAAAGAACUACACCAUAAAGAUCGCAGAUUUCGGCAUGAGUCGCAACCUGUAUCGCGGCGACUACUUUCGGAUCCAGGGCCGAGCUGUGCUGCCAAUCCGCUGGAUGUCCUGGGAAAGCAUUCUGCUGGGUAAAUUCACCAUGGCUAGUGACGUGUGGGCAUUCGGGGUGACUUUGUGGGAGGUUUUGACUCUUUGCAAGAAGCAGCCGUACGCCCACCUCUCUGAUGAGCAGGUCAUUGAAAACACAGGCGAGUUCUUCAGGGACCAAGGCAAACAGGUCUACCUGCCCCAGCCACCUCAUUGCCCCGAUGCCGUCUAUGAGUUGAUGUUGAGUUGCUGGAGGAGAAAUGCCAAACACAGGCCGAGCUUUCAGGACAUACACAGUCAGUUGGUGGAGCACCAGGCGUAACCCACAGGACAUCUGCUAAGCACAGCCUGCCCACUCGCAAAUUGUUCUGUAUAAAUGUUGAGUCACAGUCAACCCUGCAAAUGUUAUCCAGUUGUUUUAAACUACUUUGCGACAAAGGGACUGUAUAUAUGUGUGGCGUGCAACUGAAUAUACCUUUUAUACAGUACUAUUGUCAUAUUGAAUUACUCAUUCUUAUUUAUAAUAUUUUCAUUGUCUAUUUGGUGUCUAUUUAUAGGUUUGAGUUAUUAUUAUUGGGGUUUGAAACACAUUUGUGCAGCUUUGUAUUUUCAUACAUUUGUCUAACCCUUGAAUGAUGUGAUAUUUUAUUUUAUUUUUAGAAAAGGUAAGUGUAGUUGUGAGACCUUAUUAAACAGCAUUGGAAUGUUGGCUUUAUAAUUCUAAUGAUUCUUAUGAUUGGAACAUGAAGCAAUAUACAAAGUUUCAGUAUUCGUUACUUUGUAGGAAUAAAUAAAGUAUAAAAAAAAUAUUCAAGUUCACACAAUAAAGGACA